CGUUUUCUAUGAAAAUAGCUAUUAACACAACACACACUUAGCUCCUCUAUAAUAAUUUCUCUCAGGUUCUCUUACCACUAUAGAGGAUAUGUAUUUGGUUUAAAAAAUGGGUUUAGGCUUGUUAAAUCAGUGGAUUUUAUAAACUUUCGGAGGAAGGCGGGCUUUCAGAGUUUGGACUACAGUUUGGACUACAGUGCUGCAUUCAAGAUUCCGACGUUAAACCACGAGGCCCGUGAAGGCAACAAGUCCUCGACCAAUGAGGAGCGAGCGCACGGUGACGCUGGAGAUGUAAACAAACAGAAGCAGCGCGGCCAUUACAGCAACAACCGAGUUCCAGCGAGUUGACGUUUGUCUUCUCUGUCGUCGAAUAAAUCACCCCCGAAGACAUGAAAGACCCGAGCAUCAGCAGCGGGUGCCCGAACAUGACCACCGGCACCGAGUUGAUCCUCACUAGCCAGUUCAACGCUGAGGACGACCCGUUCGCCGAGUAUAUGUGGAUGGAGAACGAGGAGGAGUUCAACAGGCAGGUGGAGGAGGAGCUGUGGGAGGAGGAGUUCAUCGAGCGCUGUUUCCAGGAGAUGCUGGAUGAGGAGGAGGAGUGGGAGUGGUUCAUCCCGUCUAGAGAUCUCCCUUCUCAAAGCGUCAGCCAGCUGCAAGAGCAGAUCAGCCUCCUGGUCCUCGAUGGCGACAAAGACCUGGAUGUGGUGGUGACCAGUAGCUUGAACCCCAAUGCCAAGGAGUUCACCCCAGGCAUCCAGAAACAUGCCAUGUGACCCGGCUAGGCUCCUCCCUCCCCCCAACCCUAGUCCGCACUGUGACAUCAUCACCAAGAUGUCUGCUGUAUUUUCCAGCUGCCACUCGACCUUCAGCCUGACGUGUUGCCAAAGUUCUGCGCUCGCAUGUCUUCACAGUUACAGUUAGGUGUGUGUGUGUGUGUGUGUGUGUGUGUGUGUGUGUGUGUGUGUGUGUGUGUGUGUGUGUGUGUGUGUGUGUGUGUGUGUGUGAACUCUCUGAAUGUACAUCAGCUGAGAGGAGUGUUUGUAUGACUCUAAAUCAGAACAAACUGCUUCCUGUCUCCACUUUAAUUAUUAUUUUGGGGCACUUUUAUAAAACCUGAAAUCAAA
Molecule: messenger RNA, 1124 nt
Organism: Neolamprologus brichardi
Lineage: Eukaryota; Metazoa; Chordata; Actinopteri; Cichliformes; Cichlidae
Product: polyadenylate-binding protein-interacting protein 2-like
Biological process (GO): negative regulation of translational initiation
Cellular component (GO): cytoplasm
Molecular function (GO): mRNA regulatory element binding translation repressor activity
Source: RefSeq, a predicted model, not a curated record